Messenger RNA from Ctenocephalides felis (cat flea), 903 nucleotides. RefSeq names its product T-box transcription factor TBX1-A-like. Gene Ontology annotation, cellular component: nucleus. The transcript is spliced from 6 exons. Gene Ontology annotation, biological process: cell fate specification; positive regulation of DNA-templated transcription; regulation of transcription by RNA polymerase II. Gene Ontology annotation, molecular function: DNA-binding transcription factor activity, RNA polymerase II-specific; RNA polymerase II cis-regulatory region sequence-specific DNA binding. Bases 1 to 903 code for a protein of 300 amino acids. NCBI's taxonomy places the organism in Eukaryota, Metazoa, Arthropoda, Insecta, Siphonaptera, Pulicidae. The record is from RefSeq and is a predicted model, not a curated record.
AUGCAUACUUUGAGGGAAAUUGGAUCACUCGAAACAAAUCCUGGAGGAAAUAACCAGGGCUUGCUGAAUGGGCAAGAUUGCUGUUAUGCGGAACCAUGGUUGACACCAUACUGCGCUGGUACAACUCCUAUGAAGCAAAUUGAAGCAUGUUUACAAAGUGCAGGCCGAGACCGUGUCUCCUACAGCCCUCUUGAACACGCCGAUUCCGCAUCGAUGAGAAUCACAGACUCACCACUUUCGGAAAAUCACGAAAAAAAUACCAACACCGAUCAACCCUUGCCGGUUCACGAAAAGCUCCAAAAUGUUGGCGCUGUUUUAGAAAUGAAAGCUUUGUGGGAUGAAUUUAACGAAUUGGGAACAGAAAUGAUUGUUACCAAAGCAGGACGUAGAAUGUUUCCAACAUUCCAAUGUCGAUUAUACGGUAUGGAUCCUCAAGUCGACUAUAUGUUAAUGAUGGAUUUUGUUCCUGUAGAUGAUAAGCGCUAUCGCUACGCCUUUCAUAGUUCGAGUUGGAUGGUGGCAGGUAAGGCGGAUCCAAUAUCACCUCCAAGAAUACAUUUGCAUCCAGAUUCACCAGCACCAGGAGCUCAAUGGAUGAAGCAAGUUGUUUCCUUCGAUAAAUUAAAAUUGACCAACAAUCAACUGGAUGAUAAUGGACAUAUAAUUCUGAAUUCAAUGCAUCGAUAUCAACCAAGAUUUCACGUGUUAUACAUGCCUCCACGAUCGAACAGAUCUGGUGUCUCCAACGAACCAAAAACUACAGAAAACUACAAAACAUUCGUAUUUCCAGAAACAUGUUUCACUGCAGUUACAGCAUACCAAAAUCAUAGGAUAACUCAAUUAAAAAUAGCAAGCAACCCAUUUGCAAAAGGUUUUCGAGAUUGUGAUUCAGAUGAGUGGUAA